This is a messenger RNA of Cyphellophora europaea CBS 101466, 5247 nucleotides long. RefSeq lists its product as uncharacterized. Gene Ontology annotation, cellular component: RNA polymerase II, core complex. Gene Ontology annotation, biological process: transcription by RNA polymerase II. Gene Ontology annotation, molecular function: DNA binding. The coding region runs from base 1 to 5247 and encodes 1748 amino acids. The transcript has 3 exons. The record is from RefSeq and is a predicted model, not a curated record. NCBI's taxonomy places the organism in Eukaryota, Fungi, Ascomycota, Eurotiomycetes, Chaetothyriales, Cyphellophoraceae.
AUGGCGAACAUGCAUUUCCCCUACUCGAGCGCUCCCACGCGCACAAUCGAGGAAAUCCAGUUCGGCCUCUUCUCCUCCAAGGAGUCUGAGCGCCUCGCGGUCAUCGACAUCGAAUAUCCAGAGACGAUGGAUGAGGCCCGCCUCCGACCUCGCGAGAGAGGUCCAAACGAUCCUCAUCUCGGUACUAUCGAUCGCAACUUCCGAUGCGCGACCUGCGAGGAAGACCAGGCUGAAUGCCCUGGCCACUUCGGUGUCAUCAAGCUAGCCACACCAGUCUUUCACUACGGCUUCUUAAAGCAGGUCAAGAAGAUCCUCGAGACCGUCUGCCACAAUUGUGGCAAAAUCAAGGCUCUCGAGGAUGAGGCUUAUCGACAAGCUAUUCGAACCCGCAGCCGCAAGUCUCGAUUCGAACAGAUCUGGCGCCUGAGCAAAACCCGCCUCGUAUGCGAUGCCGACCCUCCUGACGAAGGCGAUCAACCUGCGAAGCCUGGCCAGAAUGUGAUUCGCCACGGCGGAUGCGGCAAUGUUCAGCCAGAGAUGCGCAAGGCUGGCCUUCAGUUGUUCGCCUCGUUCAAGCCUAGAAAGAGCGAAGAAGAUGAUGACAUCCCUGGUGGUGCUCAGCCCGAGAAGAAGCGUUUCUUCGCUCAGGAUGCUCUCAAUGUUUUCCGUCUCAUUUCGGACGAAACGCUGGAGACUUUGGGUCUCAGCGCUGACUAUGCUCGACCUGAGUGGAUGAUUCUACAAGCCCUCCCUGUUCCUCCUCCGCCCGUUCGCCCUAGCAUCAGCGUCGACGGUAGCGGUCAGGGCCAGCGUGGCGAAGACGAUCUGACUUUCAAGCUCGGUGAUAUUAUUCGAGCUAAUCAGGCUGUUGUUCGCACCGAGGCCGAUGGUACUCCAGACCACAUCAAGAUCGAUCUGAUUGAUCUCUUGCAAUAUCACAUCGCGACAUAUAUGGACAACGAUAUUGCCGGUCUCGACCGUGCCCAGCACAAGAGUGGACGCGCCAUCAAGUCAAUCCGCGCUCGUUUGAAGGGCAAGGAAGGCCGUCUCCGCCAGAAUCUGAUGGGCAAGCGUGUCGACUUCUCCGCUCGUACGGUCAUCACAGGUGAUCCCAAUCUUUCACUCGACGAAGUCGGUGUUCCUCGCAGCAUCGCUCGAACCCUCACAUAUCCUGAGAAGGUUACACGGUUCAACAUCGAGAAGCUCAAGACUUUUGUUGAGAAUGGCCCAACUGAGCAUCCAGGUGCACGAUAUGUCAUCCGAGACACGGGUGAGCGCAUUGAUUUACGUCACGUCAAGAGCCGUGACAUGACGCUACAGUACGGCUGGACUGUGGAGCGGCAUAUCCAGGAUGGCGAUGUUAUCCUUUUCAACCGUCAGCCCUCGUUGCACAAAGAGUCUAUGAUGGCUCAUCGCGUGCGGGUCAUGCCCUACUCGACAUUCCGUCUCAACUUGUCCGUUACCACUCCUUACAACGCCGAUUUCGAUGGUGACGAGAUGAAUUUGCACGUUCCCCAGAGCGAAGAAUCACGGUCUGAGCUGCGGCACCUGUGCAUGGUACCCCUCAACAUCGUCUCCCCUCAAAAGAAUGCGCCUCUCAUGGGUAUCAUUCAAGACACACUCUGCGGCAUUUACAAGAUCUGUGACAAGAACGUCUUCCUCACCAAGGAUGCUGUCAUGAACGUAAUGAUGUGGGUACCUGACUGGGAUGGCGUGAUUCCCCAGCCAGCAAUUGUCAAACCAAGCCCGCGCUGGACUGGCAAGCAGAUCAUCAGCAUGAUCAUCCCCAAGAACCUCAACCUGGAACGUCCUGAGAAGAAACAGCCGAUGCCACUUCUACCGCAAGGUGAUGAAGGCGUCUUCGUUACUGAUGGUCAACUCAUGUUUGGGCUCUUUUCCAAGAAGAUCGUUGGUGCAUCUGCUGGAGGUGUUAUCCACAUCACUUUCAACGAAUGGGGUCCUGAUGCCGCCAUGGCCUUCUUCAACGGCGCACAGACUGUUGUCAACUACUGGCUGUUACACAACGGCUUCAGUGUCGGCAUUGGCGACACCAUUCCAAGCGAUGAUGUCGUUGUUGCCGUAAGAGAUGCUAUUACCACCAGAAAGCAUGAAGUCGGCGAGCUCAUCAAACUCGCUCAAGCCGAGGAACUGGAGCCCAUGCCUGGUAUGAACAUCCGCAAGACCUUUGAAAGCAAGGUCAUGGCGACAUUGAACGCUGCCCGUGAUAAUGCUGGUACCUUCAUGGAAGAGAAGCUCAAAGACGCCAACGGAGCUGUACAAAUGGCUCGAUCAGGAUCCAAAGGCAACAAUAUCAACAUCGCUCAAAUGAUGGCUAUUGUUGGUCAACAGGUCGUCGAGGGUAAACGUGUGCCCUUCGGAUUCAACUACCGCACCCUACCGCACUUCGCCAAAGACGAUUUCUCUGCUUACUCGCGCGGUUUCGUUGAGAAUUCGUAUCUUCGAGGUCUCACACCUACUGAGUUCUUCUUCCACGCUAUGGCCGGUCGCGAGGGUCUAAUUGAUACUGCCGUUAAAACUGCAGAGACUGGCUACAUUCAGCGAAGAUUGGUCAAAGCUCUCGAAGAGGCCACCGUUAGGUACGACAGUACCAUUCGAGACUCGCACGGUAACGUUAUUCAAUUCCUGUACGGCGAAGACGGACUCGACGGCGCGCACAUUGAGAAGCAAUCUGUCGACAUCCUCACCCUCUCUGAUCGUCAGCUUCGUGAUCGCUACUAUGUUGAUGUCAUGAGCGACCAAGAUCCUUUCAGAGGUAAACUACUUUGCUGGAAAGACUGCGUCGCUCAGCAAGACGUUCAGAAGCUAUUUGACGAAGAGUUCGAGCACCUUCAGGAAGCUAGGUCGGUGGUUCGAUCCGCUGCUUCAGGAGCUGAGGAUGAAUUCCAGCUACCCAUGAACGUCAUUCGGAUCAUUCAUCAGGCCUUCAAGAACUUCAAGAUUCAGAAGGGUGACAAGACAGAUCUUGAUCCUCACCACGCCAUCACUUCGGUCAACUCGUUGCUGGAACGCAUCGGCGUUGUCCGUGGGGACGAUCCUUUGUCGCAGGAGGCCCAGGCAAACGCGACUCUGAUCAUCAGAGCUCACCUGCGCUCGAGGCUUGCCUUCAAGCGCAUUGUCAACGAAUACUCCUUGAAUCGCCUUGCGUUUGACAACAUCAUCGGCAGUGUUGAGAGCCGUUUCAACGCAGCCAUUGUCGCACCCGGAGAGAUGGUCGGUGUCCUUGCAGCUCAAUCCAUCGGCGAGCCUGCUACGCAGAUGACUCUGAACACCUUCCACUACACUGGUGUAUCUGCGAAGAACGUUACACUCGGUGUUCCUCGUCUCAAGGAGAUCUUGAACGUAUCCUCUAACAUCAAGACACCCUCCAUGACCAUCUAUCAAGUCCCCGAAAACCGUCACAGCAUGGCUUCGGCCAAGGAGCUCCGCAGCAGGGUUCAGCACACCAACCUGAAGAGUCUUACUGAGACCUGCGAGUUGUGGUAUGAUCCUGUGGUCGAAUCGACCAUCAUUGAAGCUGAUCAGGAUUUCGUUGAUGCAUACUGGAUUAUUCCUGACGAGGCGGAGGCUGAUACCAGCGCGCAUUCUCGCUGGCUGCUUCGUAUCGUGCUCAACCGUGCCAAGAUGCUUGACAAGGGCUUGACCAUUGACCAAAUUGCGUCCAAGAUGAAGAGCGAAUAUGGACGAGAUCUCUCAAUCUUGUUCAGUGAUCAAAACGCUGAGCAGCAAGUGGUGCGCAUCCGCUACGUCAGCUCCUUUGGCAAGGACGAAGAAGACGAGCGUCAGGAAGAUGACGAUCUUUUGCGUCGCUUCAUGAACGAAAUGCUUGAUAACCUCACAUUCAACGGCGUUACAGGCCUCUCCAAGGUGUACCUGAACACCACCGACCGCGCUCGCGUCAACGACGAGGGCGCCCUGAUCAUGACCAAGACAGACCCAUUGUGUCAAGAAGCUGUUCUUGAGACUGAUGGAAGUGCCUUUGCCAAGGUCAUCGCCAUCGACGGUGUCGAUGCCAAUCGCACCUAUACCAACUGCUUCAUGGAGAUUCACGAGGUGCUUGGUAUCGAAGCUGCGCGUGCCGCCAUCUACAAGGAGUUGAAGAACGUUCUGUCCUUUGAUGGCUCUUAUGUCAACGCUCGGCACUUGGGCAUUUUAUGCGACGGCAUGACCUUCCGAGGCUACGUCUCUGCCAUUUCCCGUCAUGGCAUCAACAAGUCUGACAAUGGUCCGCUGAUGCGUUGCUCCUUUGAGCAGACGGUUGAAAUUCUGUACGAGGCGGCCGUCAACGGAGAACUCGAUGACUGCACUGGUGUGACGGAGAACAUCAUCCUCGGCCAACCUGCCCCUGUUGGCACAGGCAUGAUGGACAUCCUGCUUGACAAGAAACUGCUUGAUACCAUUGUUACCGACAAUUCCAAUCUUGGUCUUGGUGGGCCCAUCGGUGUCAAGAGACAGCAGGAGCUCAUCUCUGGUGCAGCUACGCCAUAUGACUCGACGUCUCCCAUUCACGAUAGUGGCUACCUUGGCUCUCCAGAGUACGGGGCUUCAUUCUCGCCCAUGGCCGAGAACAGUGCUGAGACUGGUGGCUUCUCCGAAUAUCAGCCCAGCUCCGGCUUUGGUGGUGGCUUCAGUCCUUAUGGUCGCAGUCCUGGAGGAUACUCUCCAGCUAGCCCUGGUGGCUUUGGGUCGACCAGUCCUGCUUCGCCAGCUUACUCGCCAUCUGCAGGCUACUCACCCACCUCGCCUGCCUUUGGCCCUACCAGCCCGAACUUUGGCGGAGCCACCUCACCUGCGUUCUCGCCUGUCAGUCCGUCCUACAAUGCGACCUCGCCAGCUUACUCGCCUACUUCACCAUCAUUCAGCCCCACGAGCCCGCAGUACAGUCCUACUUCACCUCAGUACUCUCCCACGAGUCCGCAGUACAGUCCUACGUCGCCACAGUACUCUCCGACGUCGCCAAGUUAUUCACCGACAUCGCCAGCUUCCCCGACCAGUCCGGUUUACAGUCCGACUAGCCCGGUUUAUAGUCCGACUAGUCCUGCUUAUGGUGGUGGCGGCGGUAAGCACGCCUCUCCAACAUCGCCGCAGUACAGUCCGACGUCGCCAAACUACUCGCCGACUAGCCCGGCUACAGGUGGAUCGCCGACUAGCCCGCAGUACUCACCGACCAGCCCCCAAUUUUCACCGAGAAGUCCCCAAUACUCCCCGACUUCUCCCAAGAAUGACUAG